AUGAGAAGCAAAAACAAAGGCAUGCAAGCUCUGAUUUUUGAGAAAAAUCCUUUGCCGGUAUCUGUACCAUGUUGUGGUCAUUCUCUUAAUUUAGUUGGAAAGGCUGCUGCUAAUGCUUGCACAUCGGCUGUACAAUUCUUUGAUUUUGUUCAGAAUUUAUAUAAAUUUUUUACAGUAAGUACAGAAAUAUACCGAAUUCUAACUGAAAAAUUAUCGGAAAAAAGAAACAAACAGUUUUACGUGUUGAAAAGGCUUAGCGAUACACGCUGGUCUUGUCGAGCUGAAGCUACGAAAGCUAUUGCCGACGGUUAUUCUGAAAUCAAAGAAGCUCUUACCAGCAUAUCUUGUGAUAAGGAGCAAAAAGAGAUCGUGAGAAUUGCAAGCAACGCAUCUUUAGGAGAAGAUGAGUUGUCUCGAAACCGCUCUAUUUGCCAUCUUUUGAAACGACAUUUUGGAGCGAUUUAA
Brassicogethes aeneus is the source of this 465-nucleotide messenger RNA. The record is from the annotation of a GenBank genome assembly. NCBI's taxonomy places the organism in Eukaryota, Metazoa, Arthropoda, Insecta, Coleoptera, Nitidulidae.